UCUAAAUCAUCAUGGAAUAGCUAAUUAAUAACUUUUAGUUAACAUUUUAGUCGACUUUCGUCUUGUUCAGACUUGAAACUGACAUCACAUCGUCUCAUUCUACCGAAAAAACAUCAAAUCAAUUAAUCCGAUUUUAUUUGUAGCACGAAAAUUGAUCAAAAUUCAAGCCAAAAAACGUAAAAUGAACGAAACGUUAUGCAAGUGUCGAUAAUUUAUGCAAAAAUUUGACUAAAAAAUACGAAAAUAAGAGUAAAAGAGCUCGAAAAAGUGAAUUCUGUGAUAAAAUAAUCAAAAAAACGAAAUAAAAAUGGAAUAUUUAUACAAAUUGAUGAAUCGCAGUCAUGAUAACCAACAUGAUAAGAGCAUGUCACCCCCAAAUAGUGUCACAAACAGUCCAAUUACGAACGAAAAGAACUAUUCCGGAAGUCCCGCAUCAAAUCCAACGCCAACGAAGCCCAUCCAAGAGCCUGUAGUUCAAUCGACGCCGGUUAUUAAAGUAUCUGAAGCUUCUUCAACUGAAGGAGAAGUUGCCAAAGAGCAAACGCCUGUACGAGAUAUCAACACAACAUUCGAGCAAGAGGAAAACAUCUUAGCUGAAGAGUCAUAUAUUAAUCCAGCAUCAGGUCUCAGCUUCUUAACUGAACAACUCAACAAUUGCGGAAUCAAAGACGUUUCGUCGGAUGAUGAAGCGUUCCAAGAGUGUCAAUCGUUCACAAGUAGCAAAGGAAUAGCUUCGAAUCCUGAUAGUCGUGUUUUAACUCCCGUUAAUUUCGAACGCGAACCAACUUCUGAGAUUAACGCGACAUUCGAAACAGCUGAAAAUUCGCAAAAUCAAACAACUCCAACAGCAAACGGAACUUUUAACUUCGAUUCAGGUCUAAAUAGCACAGAAACGAUUCAAGAAAACGUUGAAGACGGCGUCGAAGUGCUCGAAGAUUUGCAAAAUUUGAAUUUAAAUGCCACGAAUGAGACAAUUCAACCUCUGAACAUUUCUCAACCUCGAAGUCCUUUAGCGGAAUUGUCUUUGGAAGACGUCGAGAAGCACGCAGCAAAUCGCACGCCCGAAAUUGAAACAGUUCGUGUGGAUGCUGUCGAUGUUUUGACUGUAAAAAGUCCCGUUGAGGAAGAAAAAGAAGUUACAAUCGAAAGAACUGAGGUAGAUUCGACGGAAAUUUUGGGAGAUCCGAAAGUUAUUGAAAAUUUGGAUCAGUUGGAAGCAAGAAAUCAACAAGAAAUCGCCCAAACGGAGGAAAAACCCGAAGAUACGCCCUUGCCAGCGGAUGAUUUUGACGACUUUAUCGAAGAAAAUCAGGAAAAUAUCCCUCCGUUGGAGAUUACACACAACGCGAGUGUGACAGACACGAUUUCUGUCGUCGAUAAAGAAAAUUCGAUUGAAGCGUGCAUGCAAGAAAGCACUUUUGAAGGCGACACAGCGAUUUUUGUCGUAAAUAAACUUGAAGUAACAAAAGUUCGGGGCACUUCGUUAGACAAAACAACGGAAAUUCCUCCUUCAGAACCUUUGGAACAAGAAAAAAUCCAAGAAAAUCCUGAAAAAAUUGAAGAAACUCCCUCAGAAAACAAUCCUCGCGUUUUCACAUAUCAAGAAUCGUUCGACGAGCGUCCCAUAAAGGGAGUUGCCCAUUCCGAAAGUUUAGCAGCAUUCGAAAAAAUCGAAGCUGAACUCAACGAACAGCCCAAAAAAGACUUGGAAACGCCUUUAACUGUCGAAGUUGAUCCAAUUCCUCCGCAAACGGAACAAGAAAAGGCCGAAUCUAAUCCAAACGAGCCAACUUUCAUUCUCGGCGAAGAAAUGCCCGAAAGUAAAGGUAUCCCGAUGGAUGUCGAUGACGAUAUGUUCGAUUUUCCGCCUCCGCCAAAGGAAAUGUUGGAUGAAAUUGAACAAACAACAGCUUUGGCAGCUGAAAAAACUCCCUCUCCGACUCCGUUGAAUGGAUUUUCGAACGGAGAACAAAAAGCUGCGGAAGUUUUUGUUGAAGAUUUUAACACGGUGAACAUUGAUGCGACAUUUAAGAAGCCUGCGAUACCGCCGAUGAUGGGAAAAAGACGCAGCGGAGAUAAAUUGCCUAAAAAUUUGGAUGAUGAACAGUUUCAAAGUUCAGCUGGAUUUCAAUUUUCUGCCUCGGAUUUCGACUAUUUGGAAGCGUGUGACAACAAAAACUCGAUUGUUGAUCGAAAUUCACUCCUACUUCGUUUCGAUCCGUUGUUGAAACAGCCCGUGCCAGAUACUCACAACCCCAAACCCACACAAAUUGUCGAGGAAAGUGAGCAAGAUUUGAGUUUAGACGCACGAACCGAACGAAAUCCCUUCGAAACAAGCAUCGAAGACACAAAAUCCCCGCUGGAAUUGGAUUUGGAGGCGCCGCAACAGGAAAUCGAGCCCGUAAUUGAACAAAAAAGUGUCGCUGCAACCCGUAAUGAGACAAUGAGCAUCACGUUAGCGAACAAUAAUGUCGAAACAUUUGAGGAUGGAUUGAAAUCGGAAAUUAAAAUUAUGAGUGCACAAGAGAACAGCGAAAACAUGUCUGAGUUGGAUAAGAAGGUCAAAAACGAAGUACUUAAGACAGAAGAGCUUGAAAAGCGAUUGGAGGAAGAGAUCAGAAAGAGAAUGGAAGCCGAACAAAAGGAGGAACAGCUUCUCAAGCGGAUUACUGAAAAGGAAAAAGCUUAUACAAAGUUGCAAAACAUCGUUGCUGAGUACGAAAAGGCAAUUUCUGAAAUGAUAACUGAGAAGGAGCAGUUGUUGGCGAAUGAACAACGCAAAUACACGAAUUUACAUGCGGAUAGCGAAACAAAUGCGCAGCAUCUGGCCUCGCUGGAGACGACUUUCUCAGAUUUGCAUGCUAAAUACGAACGUACGAAGCAAAUUGCCAUGGAUUUGAAAGACCAAGAAGUUAUUCUCAUCGCAGAAAAACGCGUCUUGGAAGAAAGUCUCAGAACGCAGGAGCAACGAUACGAAAAAAUGAAAAAUCACGCAGUACAACAAUUAGAAAAUGCAAAUAUCAAACUUGCUGAACAAGUUCGAUCACACAACCUGGAACUCACAAAACUCCGGGCACAACUAAAGAAGGAAGAGAUUUCACGUGCCUCCAUACAGGAACAAUUGUUACAGAAGACAAAAGAGAACGAGGAACUCGUGAAAAUCUGUGAUGAAUUGAUCAACGGCAGCGGAGGCGCAAGUUAAAUUUCGAAUGUUAAGUUUUUUUUUAAUUUCUGUGUAUUCAUAGAGCGCUUAAAUAUUUAAUGUAAUAAUAAUUAAAACUCAUUUUUCCGAA
Culicoides brevitarsis is the source of this 3293-nucleotide messenger RNA. RefSeq names its product transforming acidic coiled-coil-containing protein 2 (gene tacc). Gene Ontology annotation, cellular component: cytoplasm. The coding region runs from base 308 to 3202 and encodes 964 amino acids. NCBI's taxonomy places the organism in Eukaryota, Metazoa, Arthropoda, Insecta, Diptera, Ceratopogonidae. The record is from RefSeq and is a predicted model, not a curated record. The transcript has 11 exons. Gene Ontology annotation, biological process: cerebral cortex development; mitotic spindle organization; cell population proliferation.